Messenger RNA from Carassius gibelio (silver crucian carp), 2976 nucleotides. RefSeq names its product PRELI domain-containing protein 1, mitochondrial. The transcript has 7 exons. Lineage: Eukaryota; Metazoa; Chordata; Actinopteri; Cypriniformes; Cyprinidae. The record is from RefSeq and is a predicted model, not a curated record. The coding region runs from base 159 to 767 and encodes 202 amino acids. Gene Ontology annotation, cellular component: mitochondrial intermembrane space. Gene Ontology annotation, molecular function: phosphatidic acid transfer activity. Gene Ontology annotation, biological process: phospholipid transport.
UGUAGCUGUAAUAAGUUACUCGUUAACGCUCUUGACGCGCGCACGCAUACUCACACGCCCGCGCACGCACAGAAGGCGGAAAUGCGGCGGAUGUCGGUGAUGUUCGCGCAGAGCUACAGGAUUAUUACAGACUCUGUCCGUGGGGCUCUGCUGGCCUCAUGAUGAUGGGGAAGUACUUCUUCAGCGAGACGGACAUCAAGAGCCCUUGGGAUCAGGUGUUGGCAGCCUUCUGGCUGAGAUACCCAAACCCAUACAGCACUCAUGUUCUGACGGAGGACGUAGUUUUCCGCGAGGUGACGCCGGAUAACCAGCUCCUGUCCCGGCGGCUCCUGACGAAGACCAAUCGUCUCCCUCGCUGGGCGGAGCGCGUCUUCCCCGGAAAUCUGUCGCGUUCGGUUUACAUCAUCGAGGAUUCGGUGGUCGACCUCCAAAACAGAAGCCUCACGACGCUGACCUGGAACGUAAAUCACGCUAAACUCAUGCGUGUGGUGGAGCGCUGUGUGUUUGCGGGCGAACAGGACCGGCCUGUUUGGACACGGAUCACCAGAGAAGCCUGGAUCUCAUCCGGAGUCUUUGGCCUCUCCAGACCCAUUCAGGAGUUCGGUUGGGCCAGGUUCAGGAGUAAUCAGGUGAAAGCCAUGAAGGGUUUGGAGCAUGCACUGUCCAAUCUGCAGAAAGCAUCGGCCGUGUGUCCUGGAGAUUCGGCCGAGAAACACAAAAACAUCGAUUCAGCCUCCAAAACCCAGAAACCUCAGCAAUACAUAUGACCAAAGCAUCGGCCGUGUGUCCUGGAGAUUCGGCCGAGAAACACAAAAACAUCGAUUCAGCCUCCAAAACCCAGAAACCUCAGCAAUACAUAUGACCAGUAUGAACAAAUAGUGAAUGUCAUGAUCAUAUCAGGUCACCCCAAAAAAUCUGAACAAAAUCAAAUGCAUUUACGAAUAUUACAAAUUUAUUUAAUCAAAACACUAUUUUUAUGACCAUUAUAUUUCCCCCAGUUCUCAUCACUGCUAUGCUAGAAGAUUAUUUUAACUGUGAAGUAUUUAUUUAUAUAUCAUUGUAGCAUUUGUUGUACUGCCUUUAAGCUGAUUUCAAUUUAAAAACAAAGUUACUGUAUUGCAAAACGGUUUAACUAUAAUACAGAAAGAAAUGAUUAAAUAAUACUGAGUUUGACUGAGUUUAUAUCACAAAACUGAGUUUAUAUCACAAUUCUGUUUAAUUCUCGCAAAACUGAGUUUAUAUCGCAAUUCUGUUUAAUUCUUGCAAAACUGAGUUUAUAUAACAAUUCUGUUUAAUUCUCGCAAAACUGAGUUAAUAUCGCAAUUCUGAGUUUCAAUAUCGCAAAAUUUAGUUUAUAUCGCAAAACUGAGUUAAUACCACAAAACUUAGAUUAUAUCGCAAUUCUGUGUAUAAUUCUCGCAAAACCAUGCUUAUAUCACAAAACUGAGUUUAUACCGCAAUUCUGAGUUUCAAUAUCGCAAAAACGAGUUUAUAUCGCAAUUCUGAGUGUAAUUCUUGUAAAACCAUGCUUAUGUCACAAAACUGAGUUUAUAUCGCAAUUCGGAGUUUAAUUCUCACAAAACUGGGUUUAUAUCGCAAUUCUGAGUUUCAAUAUCGCAAAACUGAGUUUAUAUCGCAAUUCUGUUUAAUUCUCACAAACCUGACUUUAUAUCGCAAUUCUGAGUUUCAAUAUCACAAAACUGAGUUUAUAUCGCAAAAUUGAGUUUAUACCGCAAAACCGAGUUUAUAUCGCAAAACAGUUUAUUUCGCAAAACCGAGUUUAUUUCGCAAUUCUGAGUUUCAAUAUCACAAAACCGAGUUUAUAUCACAAAACCGAGUUCAUAUCGCAAAACCGAGUUUAUUUAGCAAAACCGAGUGUAUAUCGCAAUUCUGAGUGUAAAUCUUGCAAUUCUGAGUUUAAAUCUCACAAUACUUAGUUAAUAUUGCAAUAAUGAGAUAAUAUCUUGGAAUCCUGCUUAAAUUUCAUAAUUCUGAGAUUAUAUCGCAAUUCUGAGUUUAUAUUUUCCAAUUCUGAGUUUAAAUCUCACAAUAUAUAUAUAUAUAUAUUACUGCUGUCUUUUCUCUUCAGAAUUGUGACCUUAUAUAAAAAAAAAAAAAAGAACUGUGAUACAGAAACUCAAAACUGCGAGAAAAAAAAGGCUAAAUUGUGAGAUAAAAGGUCGCAAUUACAUUACAUUACAUUUUCUUUUUUGGCCUCCAUAGAUAUAUGACCUGAACGUGUUUUCAUGAGAUUCACUUACCCAGAGAAUCCUGCGAGGUGACCUAGUUUCAUGGCUGCUAAAUAAAGUAACGGGAAAGCUCAGGUAACGGUGAAUAUGAAGACUGAAGAGGAUCAUGCUGUCCCUGUACCAUGAGUUUAGAAAUACGGUUAAUUAACUUAGGGACAUAUACUCUGCAACUGUUUACAACUGAUGUAACUCAUAGUAGAGCUGUAUACACACACACACACACACACACACAUACUGUAUACAAUAUAUAUAAAGUGCUGUGCAAAAAAAGAAGUCUUUUAAGCCUUUUUCUCUCAAAAAAUAUUAUUCAGAUCAUAUAAUUUGUAAAGAAAGUAGAGAUAUUUUAACACAUUGCUGUAUAUACAUCAUAUUAUCAGUUUAUAUCAAAUAAUACACUGGAUUUCAGGUCACAAGUUUAACGUGAUCAAUCUCUGACAGCCUCUUUUAAUUUUAAUGUCUAGUGUAAUAAUAUGAGAAAAUGCACAGUUUAAUUUUAAGAAUGUGUUAAUUUAUAAAACUAUAAUUUGUUGUAAUAUUUGUUUUGCUCUAUUCAUAAUAUGUUUUUAAUUGCAUUCCUUCACAGAUGCUUUAGUGUGAAAUGUAAGGUGUUAGAAUGAAGAAUAUUAUCGUGAAAGUUAAUAUUUAAUUGUUUUGUUUGUGUAUUCAUUUUGCUUUUUCUUGAAAAGACGAGACAUGGAAGCUUUAAAUAAAGAAAUAAACAAUGAAA